Vicugna pacos (alpaca) is the source of this 1247-nucleotide messenger RNA. RefSeq names its product olfactory receptor 6Z7-like. The record is from RefSeq and is a predicted model, not a curated record. Gene Ontology annotation, cellular component: membrane. Lineage: Eukaryota; Metazoa; Chordata; Mammalia; Artiodactyla; Camelidae. Gene Ontology annotation, biological process: G protein-coupled receptor signaling pathway. Gene Ontology annotation, molecular function: olfactory receptor activity; G protein-coupled receptor activity.
GAUGGUGAGAAGAUGUCAGGGCUGUGAUGUCAACACUGGGGACAAAGCCAGGAGGCCCGGAGGUCAGAGCCUCUAAGCCGGAGAGGGCCCAGGCUACGACCAGGUUCUUCUCUUAGCCUGGAUGGCGGUGUUCUUACCGAGGUUCACACAGUUGAUGCAGUAGUUCCGUAUUAGCACUGAAGACCACGCACGUGGCAGAGAACAUGGGAGAAAACAUUUAAGGGGCUCGCAUAAAGCAAGGAUGGAGAGGCCCCUGGAGCGAGGCAACAUGACCGGGGUCCAGCAGUUUGUCUUGCUGGGCUUGUCCACGAGGCCAGAAGUAAGGGACGUCCUGUUUGCCAUCUUCCUGACCCUCUACCUGCUGACCCUCCUGGAGAACUCGCUCACCGUCCUCCUCGUCUGCAGGCACAGUGAGCUCCACAAGCCCAUGUACUUCUUCCUGGGCAACCUGAGCUGCCUGGAGAUGUGCUACGUGUCGGUGACCAUGCCCAGCCUGCUCGCGGGGCUGCGGACUGGACCCUGCCGCGUGCCCUUCACAGCCUGCAUGACCCAGCUCUUCCUCUUCAUCUCCCUCAUCUGCACGGAGUGCUCCCUCCUGGCGUCCAUGGCCUACGACCGCUACGUGGCUGUCUGCCGCCCACUCCACUACCCGCUGCUCAUGAGGCCCCAGGUCUGCCUGGGCUUGGCUGUGGCUUCAUGGCUUGGUGGGCUGCUGGUCUCAGUGGUCAAAACAGCAUGCAUCGCCAGCCUGUCCUACUGUGGCCCCAACGUCCUCAACCACUUCUUCUGUGACGUCUCCCCUCUGCUCAGCCUGUCCUGCACCCACGUGGCCCUGACGGAGCUGGUGGACUUCAUCUCUGCGAUCGUCACCUUCUGCGGGACCCUGCUGGUGGCUCUGGCCUUGUAUGCGGCCAUCGGGAGGGCUGUGCUCCGCACGCCUUCCCUGGCUGCCCGCUGCAAAGCUCUGUCCACCUGCGCCUCCCUGGUUGUGGUCGGCAUCUUUUACUCAGCGGUCCUCUCCAUGUAUUCCCGCCCCAGCCUUGCUGAAUCCACUGACCUCAACAAGCUGCUGUCCGUCAUCUACAUGGUGGCCACACCCGUGUGCAGCCCCAUCGUCUACGGCCUGCGGAACAGGCAGGUCCACGCGGCGCUGCGGAGAACCCUCCACCUGCGCAGAGUCUCUCCAGCGAGGACUGCCCUUUUCUGCUCCUGAUUUUAAAACUUUUACGGCCAAGACACACACACAA